AUAAAGGCGUGGAGGCGGAGGGGCAGUAGAUCAAAUUCUUUUGUGGUAAAAGAGAAAAUUAGGUGAUGAGAUAAUCUCGUGUAUUUUAAAAGAGCAAUGGAUGCCUCAGUGGACAUUUACAGGUAUGUAAACAGAGUGUGGGCUCAGUGUGAGAAGGAAAGCUGUUUGAAGUGGAGAUUGCUGUCCAGCGAAGAUGCAGCCUGCAUUGACCACAACAAGCCAUGGUACUGCUUCAUGAGCAGCGACACAAGGUACAACGAGUGCUCCAUGUCUGAGGAGGGUUUUCCUGAGGCGUCUGAGCUCGAUCAGAGAGGAUUGAAGUUCGUCUAUUCACAGCUUCCUCUUGGGAGCCUCGUUCUGGUGAAAUUACGGAAUUGGCCAAGUUGGCCAGGGGUACUUUGCCUUGAUCCUUUCCGAAGGAAAUAUGUGACUUAUGACCAGGAUGGAAAUGUUGAAAAGUAUCAUAUAGAAUUCCUGGGCGAUCCCCACUCAAGAUCAUGGAUAAAUGCAACAUUUGUUGGACUUUAUAGUAUCACAUUGAAGCCAGAAAAGUGUGUGAAAAAGAAGUGGUACAUGAGCGCCCUCCAGGAAGCGUGCCUGCUCCACCAGUGUUCCCCAGAGCAAAGGCUGGAGAGGUGCCUCCAGGCCCAGCAAGAUAAAGUCAAAGCAGAUGCUAAAAUUGCUGUGGUGUCCAAGAAAAGGAUGCAAGUUUCUAAAAUUAAGAUGGAAAAGAAAAGGCCCAAAUUUAGAAAAAGGACAAGGAAAGCAGUUUUAAAAUGCUUGGUUGAAAAUGUUUGUUCUGAUGACGCCGUGUCACAGGAAAUGAUGGCUAUGUCUGAGAUAGAAGGUUUACUCAAAGAAUUGGAGACAAUGUUGCAGCAAGUGCUAGAACCCACAGCAUCAGCCAAGGGGUUGGAGGAAGAACCUGGAGGAGAAAUCCAUACAGGAGACAAGCUCUCUCUGUGCUGCCCCGGAGGCCCCACAGGCAGGUGUCAGAUCCACCAUGAAGAGGACUACCUUGUAAUUGAUGGGAAAAAAUUAAGAAUGGGAGAAUGUUUUGAGAUCAUAACUAAUGAGUUUAAAGAAAUAGAUGUCUUAAUGUCUGAAUUUUGA
Messenger RNA from Jaculus jaculus (lesser Egyptian jerboa), 1113 nucleotides. RefSeq names its product zinc finger CW-type and PWWP domain containing 2 (gene Zcwpw2). Lineage: Eukaryota; Metazoa; Chordata; Mammalia; Rodentia; Dipodidae. Gene Ontology annotation, molecular function: zinc ion binding. The record is from RefSeq and is a predicted model, not a curated record. Gene Ontology annotation, cellular component: nucleus. The coding region runs from base 97 to 1113 and encodes 338 amino acids. The transcript is spliced from 9 exons.